AUGGCCAGCAUCGGUGUCGGUGAGCGGAAAAAAUCAGACGCAGCAAAGUAUCACUCCGCCUUUAUAUUCUCUCUCUUUCCCAAUGUCCCACCAUGCCUUCGGUUUCCUGACGAGAACGACAAAAUUGACCUCUUACCGUGGGAAUUCCGAAAACUGCUGCACUGGAGACCAAGUCUCAUGACCCCUGCGGUUGUAAAACAAAUUCUAAUCAGGGCGCAUUUUCGCUCAUCGACAUCAACGACAGCAACUGAAGAACUAGAUGCAACAGGUAACUUGGUCCAUCUGCUUUUAGUGAACCAUCUCCCCUGUUCAUUUCACCUUGGUCGCAAGGAUAGAUUGUGGCGAAAUAUUUCAGCCAUGCAAAGCAGAUUCGGCGUGGCGAAUUUCGAUUUCGCACCUCUUACCUUUUGUAUGCCGACCGAUGUCGAGAAGUUUAAGGCCGUCUGGGACGCAGAGGGUGAUGAUCACCAGUGGAUCCUUAAACCACCUGCAUCGGCAAGAGGACUGGGUAUACGACUUGUAAAUAAAUGGUCCCAGAUUCCAAAGAAGAAGCCUCUAAUUGUUCAAAGGUACAUCCACAACCCUUACUUAAUCAACAACAGCAAAUUUGACCUCCGUAUCUACGUUUUUAUCUACUCUGUCCACCCGUUAAUCGUUUACGUCCACGAGGAUGGCCUAGUUCGCUUUGCUUCACACAAAUACACCAACUCACCCCGUUUUGUUGGGAAUCGGUUUGUCCACCUUACGAACUACUCCAUCAACCGCCAAAACGUUGACUACGUUUCUAACACGAGUGACGAAGCCUGCAAAGGCCACAAGUGGAGUCUCCGAGCGCUCUGGACCUUUCUUCGCUCACGUAACGUCAAACCCGAACUUGUGUGGAGUUCAAUCAAGGACGUAAUCGCUAAAACAUGCAUCGCCAUUGAACCUCAUUUAAAGACUGCGGUCGACACCUACUGUAACUCGCCGUAUAGCGCUCAGGAACUCUUCGGGUUUGAUAUCUUUCUUGAUGAAACUUUGAAGCCGUGGAUUUUGGAGGUCAAUGUUUCACCAAGCAUGCAUAUAGACUCGCCUCUAGAUUCUAAAAUUAAAGGCUCUGUGGUUAAGGAUAUGCUAAACCUGGCAGGACUUCAUUUACCAUCACCCAAAGAUAUUGCUGCUGGGACUGUGAAGAUGCCUCUCGCAUCUCCGACCUCAGGAAAUCUACGUCUUCCGCCAUUUCAGCACAUGAACAUUAGUCCAGACCCAAAUAACGUACGAUCCAACACCCAACUAAACGAAAACCACCACCAAAAUGCGAAUCCCUCUGGAGAUGACUUUUUAUAUGAAAACGGUAAUAAAAACCGUAGUUGCAAAAAUUGCCUUAUCCUUUUCCAGCAUAUUUCAAGAGUAAAAGUUAACAAAAAGACCCUGAACUUCACAUUCGGUAAGCCGGGCAUACUUACGUGUCUAGGUUCCGCAAAUUGGAUUAAAGAAACCAAAAAACCGCCAGCAGCAUCCCACCCCUGGCUACUGGACCGUAGAAUUACGAUGGUCAGGUUGAGCGAGGAUGAGCGUAAAAAACACAAGUAUUACAUCUUGCGAGCCUAUGAGGCCGGAUUCCCCGUGCCCGUUGGCGAUAAUGAAAAGACUCCUUCGUCGAAGUGCGUCGAAAGUCUAACCACCGUGAACCAAUCCAACAUCGAAGAUGUUGUACGUCCUACAUCUCAAUCAUUUCUUUUUAACGACGUACAAGCCUCCAAAAGUGUAUCUCAAGGGGCAGGACCCGAAUCACCGGACCUAACUACUUUCCUGAAACAGCAGAGGGACCGAAAACUCGCUAUGGAACAGCGAAAACUUGAAAGACGACAACUAUUGCAAUCUGCAACUUCUAAGGCUUCGGGUACCGCUCAAUUGGAAACAAAUGAGGAUCAAAAAUCGCACUUAUUCGCGAUGCCUGGACGGAAAUCCGAACAGGCCAUUACAGCUACAGACCCUAAAUCUAACUCAUCAAAAACCAGUAACCAGUGGCCUAUUCUGGAUCGCUUCCGAUGGGUUGUGGAGGGCAUUUUCGAAUUUAUUACGCCCUUCGACUUACGUUGUCUCAUCGAGAUGCUCGACGCUAGACACCGCGCUGGAUGCUUUCAGCCGGUGUUUCCAGCGGAAACAGCGGACAUAACAGUUCCUUAUCUCUGCUUCUUUGAGAAACCACGUUACUCAAAUCUUCUUAUUUCGGCUUAUUUGGAUAAAUAUGGAAUGUCGUCGGAAGGUAUUAAGAAGCUCGCUGAGUUAUGCGAAAAGGAGGUGCACUUGAAGUCGUGCCUUUUCGGAGACGAGGUGGACGCAAGUAACAUUUGGAAGCCUCCAGAGUCCGGAGCUUAUAAUCACUCAGAAACCCGAAUAAAGAAAAAGUACGCCUUCGGCUAA
Molecule: messenger RNA, 2406 nt
Organism: Mesocestoides corti
Lineage: Eukaryota; Metazoa; Platyhelminthes; Cestoda; Cyclophyllidea; Mesocestoididae
Source: the annotation of a GenBank genome assembly